GAUGGAGGACAACACCGAAAAAACGGCAAAUGCCACCACAAAUAAUGAAAUGACAUCAAAAGAUUAUUACUUUGACUCUUAUGCCCAUUUCGGCAUUCAUGAGGAAAUGUUGAAGGAUCACGUUCGCACAAAUACAUAUAGACUGUCCAUGGUGCAUAACAGACAUUUAUUUAAAGAUAAGGUUGUCUUGGAUAUUGGAUGUGGUACAGGCAUUCUGAGUAUAUUUGCUGUUCAGGCUGGAGCUAAAAAAGUAAUAGGGAUUGAUUCUUCCAAAGUCAUUGAAUCUGCUAGGGAAAUUAUUCGCACGAAUAAAUAUGAUGAUAAGAUUAUUCUGAUAAAAGGGAAAGUAGAGGAGGUUGAGCUCCCUGAGGAGUUUCCAGCUGUUGACAUUAUUGUUAGUGAAUGGAUGGGCUAUUCCCUCUUUUACGAAUCCAUGAUUAACACUGUUAUUUUUGCUCGAGACAAGUGGCUGAAACCCGACGGCUUAAUGUUUCCCGAUAAAGCCAAUUUGUACAUUACUGCUAUUGAAGAUCAUGACUAUAAGAAUGAGAAAAUUAAUUGGUGGGGUGACGUCUAUGGAUUGGACAUGUCAUGUGUUAGGAAAUUAGCCAUAGGGGAACCACUGGUUGAUAACGUUGAUACAAAACAAGUUGUGUCUAAUUCUUGCCUUGUGAAAGAGGUUAACAUGCACACCAUCACAACAAAAGAUUUGGAUUUUACCUCCCAUUUUAUGGUAACUGCUAGAAGAAAUGAUCAUAUCCAUGCUCUUGUCACAUUUUUUGUGAUCGAUUUCUCUCAUUGUCACAAGAAAAUCAGAUUUACAACAUCUCCCGAAUCCAAACAUUCGACUCAUUGGAAGCAAACCAUUUUCUACUUAGACGAUACCAUCACAAUAAACGAAGGAGAAGAGCUUUAUGGUACACUCCAUGUUAAACCUAACCAGACUAACUAUCGAGAUCUCGAUUUUCGCCUUACUGUGGAUUUUGAAGGAAAAUUGUCGUCACUGAAAACAACUCAGGAGUAUAGAAUGCGUUAA
Messenger RNA from Dimorphilus gyrociliatus, 1036 nucleotides. The record is from the annotation of a GenBank genome assembly. NCBI's taxonomy places the organism in Eukaryota, Metazoa, Annelida, Polychaeta, Dinophilidae.